Dicrocoelium dendriticum is the source of this 279-nucleotide messenger RNA. Lineage: Eukaryota; Metazoa; Platyhelminthes; Trematoda; Plagiorchiida; Dicrocoeliidae. The record is from the annotation of a GenBank genome assembly.
AUGACGCUGCUUAACCUACAAAUAUUGUUACUCGUAAUUUUGGUGUUUACACAGCCGAAAGAAGAUGCGGUAGCUGCAAUGAUUCUUUCAGCAAAUUCAACGAAUACAAUAACUGAAGGAAAAACAAGUGCGGCAACCCCAGUGAACGCUACGGCAAUAUCAUUAAAUGCAUCAGGUAAUCUUACUGAAAGUGAAACAACAUCCUCUCAAAAUACAAGUCCGACUUCCAUUACCGUUGCGGAACUAACAACAAGUAAGAGAAGUAGGUAUACGUGUUAG